Molecule: messenger RNA, 4071 nt
Organism: Bacillus rossius redtenbacheri
Lineage: Eukaryota; Metazoa; Arthropoda; Insecta; Phasmatodea; Bacillidae
Product: protein 5NUC-like
Exons: 9
Coding region: 29-1837 (602 amino acids)
Biological process (GO): AMP catabolic process
Cellular component (GO): plasma membrane
Molecular function (GO): nucleotide binding; 5'-nucleotidase activity; metal ion binding
Source: RefSeq, a predicted model, not a curated record
GCGCGGCACUGAGUCUGCGGACCUCGCGAUGGCCGGGCGCGCCGCGGGCAGGUCUCUGGUGGCGCCGGUGGCGCUGGUGGCACUGGUGGCGCUGGUGGCGCCGGCCGCGGCGGAGCUGCGCCUCGCCGUGCUGCACACCAACGACAUGCACGCGCGCUUCGAGCAGACCAACGCGCUGUCGGCGACGUGCGCGCGCGAGGACGCGGCGGCGGGCCGCUGCUACGGCGGCGUGGCGCGGCUGGCGGCGGCCGUGGCCCGGGAGCGGGCCGCCCCCGGCGCCGGGGACGGAGUGCUGCUGCUCAACGCCGGCGACACCUUCCAGGGCACCGUGUGGUACGCCGUGCACAAGUGGCGCGUGGCCGCGCGCUUCGUCAACCUGCUGGGCUUCGACGCCAUCUCGCUAGGGAACCACGAGUUCGACGAUGGAGUGGCGGGUCUGCUGCCCUUCAUCAACAACGUGACCUGUCCCGUGCUCUGCUCCAACCUCGACCUGCGCGACGAGCCCGCGCUGGCCGCCACCCCGCUCGCCAACUCCACCGUGAUCACCGUGCGCGGGGUCAAAGUGGGCGUCAUUGGCUACCUCACGCCUGACACCAAGGCGCUGUCCAACACGGGGAAGGUGCGCUUCAUGGACGAGGUGGUCGCCGUCACGCGGGAGUCGGAGCGGCUGCAGGCGCAAGGAGUCCACAUCAUCAUCGCGCUGGGCCACUCCGGCUUCAAGGAGGACCAGGCCAUAGCCCGCCAGGUGCCCCUGGUCGACCUGGUCAUCGGCGGCCACACCAACACCUUCCUCUACACAGGCAAGCAGCCCGACUCGGAGGUGCCGGAGGGCCUCUACCCCACCGUGGUGACCCAGGCCAGCGGCAAGAGGGUGCCCGUGGUGCAGGCCUACGCCUACACCAAGUACCUGGGCAAGCUGCACCUCGUGUUCGACGAGGAGGGCGAGCUGCAGACGUGCGAGGGCAACCCGAUACUCCUGGACGGCUCCGUGCCGCAAGACAAGACGCUGCUGGCGGAGCUGGCCCUGUGGCGCGGCGAGAUACAGAAGCUGGAGAACGAGACCAUCGGCCGCACGGCGGUGCUGCUGGACGGCGACAGGAAGAGCUGCCGUCUCGUCGAGUGCAACUUCGGCAACCUCAUCACCGACGCCAUGGUCGACUACCGUGCCAGAGACUACGUGGGUAGCGGCUGGACGGACUCCCCCAUAGCCAUCAUACAAGGAGGGGGCAUCAGGAACUCCAUCGAGAAGUCCACUGAUGCAGGGAUGUCGAGGGCCGACGUGCUGUCGGCUCUGCCCUUCGACAACCCCGUCAUCAAGGUGGUGCUGCGCGGAGAGCACCUGCUGGAGAUGCUGGAGUGGAGCGUCUACAACUACGACCCCUCCGAGGCGCCGGGCGGCUUCCUCCAGCUCUCAGGACUGCGGGUGAGCUACGACCUCUCCCGCCCCGCGGGCAGCAGGCUGGUGUCUGCGCAUGCGCGCUGCGCAGACUGCCGCGUGCCGCAGUACCGCCCCGUCAGCAGGGACGCCUCGUACGGCGUGCUGGCCUCCAGCUUCCUCACCGGCGGCGGAGACGGCUUCGUGGUGCUCCGGGACCACGCCGUCAACUCCACCGUGCUGGGCUCGACGGACGUGGAGGUGGUGGUGGACUACAUCAGCCGCAUGUCGCCCGUGUACCCGGCGCUGCAGGGCCGCAUCGUCUUCCAGGGGGCGUCGGGCGGCGGGGAGGGGGCGUCGGGCGGCGGGGAGGGGGCGUCGUCGGCGUCCCUGUCCAUGCCGACCCUGCCGACCCUGCUGGCGCCCGCCUGCCUCGCCCUGCUGGCGCGCCGCGGCCGCUAGAGGCGAGUCCUAGGGCCCGGCGAGCUACAGCAGUCGUCGGCCUGGACGCCACGCCCCUCGUGACCUAGUGGAGGGGGGGAGAAACACUUUACAUUUAUCAUUCUUCACGCAAGUGGGGAACUAGAAAUCUUGUGAUUCAGCAUGAAACUUCUUUCAUUAUUUCCUAAAAAUGUGGUGACUUCUUCUUUUUUCCAAAUUUUCUGAAAAUACAUUUCGCUUGGAGUAAAAUGAUUUACAAAUAUAAUAUAUCCGAAUGUUUAAGAGACGCGCGCGCGCGUUUGCAUUGAAUCAGCUUGCGCCAUACGCGCCUCGAGAGGCGUGUAUGGUCUUGUUGGCGUGCACUCGCCACGUCGCCGUCCCGUCUCCCCACUCCCCCAGUUGCUGGGGGAACGUGACGUCACGCACCCUCUCGGCCAGUCACGCUGCACCGCCGCCCCUGCCGAGUGCUUCGCUCACUACUGCUGCUGCUGUUCACACCCGCCUCGUGUUCGCGAUGUCUCAGUCGACCCGCUGCGUGGUCUGCACCUCGCGUGUGCUCGUGUGUGUGCGUGUGGAACAAGGCCCCAUCCCUGGCUCGCAGUGGCGUAGUACGAGCAUACCUCGUGUAAAUAUAGUGUGUGUUAUUUGUACACACUUGGGGUGAGUUUUAAACCGAUGUGUACAGUUUAAUUUGGAAACACAAAUAGUGUCAAUUUUGUUCUUUACAUCUACAUUUACCAUAAUAUAUUGAGCACUUCACUGUUUGUCAGCAAUAGAUGUUGAGUGGUGAGCUAAAGAUAAUAUAAUGACCUCACGAGUGUCAAUUCUUCACAAAACCAGCAAAAAUAUGCCUUGUAGAUCAAACUCUUUCUUUUGGGGUACAAAAAAAACUGGCAUGAGAAGAGGUGAAAGUGAUAAUGGCCAUCUUAUAUAAUGGCGGUUACCUGAUUGUAAGGAUGACUCCUUUACUAAUGCGUUUAUAACUGUGGGAUCCUUUCGUUUUUUUAAUGCUGUAUUAAGUGAGAAACUAGUCAUGAGGGAAUGUCCAAAUUGUUUUGACGCUAACAAAACCUGGUGUAUUAAAAAAAAAAUACUACAUAUUUUGUUGGUCAUUAUUCUGUGUUUACAGAUGCUUUGUCAUUUAUUUGUGGGAAAUAUUAAAAUUUUUAUUCAUAUUGUUGAUCGAUUCAUAAAACUGUAUACAUGAAACAAAUAUUAACAGUUGGCUGGUUCAGAUAAUGACUAUCAUCACAUAUAUACUAAAGAAGCUCCUCGCUGACAUUUUUAAGAUGCAGUUUUUUAAGAAGGAUCAUUUAGGCUGAUGGUAAUCGGAAACAUUCUUUAUGUGGUUAAAACUAAUUUUUUUUUUGCACUUGUAAUAGCUUAUGGUGUUAUAGAUCCGAAAUGGUAGCGACAAAAAACUGUUUUAUUCCUAAAUGAUUGAUUACAUUGUUCUUUUAGAUAAAAAAAAAGGGUUUUUGAAAUAUGCACAACAAAACAACAAAAGCAAGACCAGUCUCCACCUGAAUAAAAGAAUAUUCUCACCAGCGCUGCCUUAGAAACGACAGUAUUUCGUGCUGGAUGUUUCGUUUUCGGCAAGAAGCCAAAGCAGAAGAGUAGACCGAACUGUAAACGUAAGAUUUUUGCCUGAUGAAACCAAGACUGAAAGUCGUAAAGUAUAGUUAGGCUUUAGUCAGCGUGUACCUGUAAGUAAUGUUCUUAGCAUUCGAAACAGUGGAGAACUAUUCAAAAAACAUAUUUUAAUAGUUCAUAACCAGACUACUUUUAACUGCUGAAGAAAACCGAAACUAUUACGUUGUCAACAAAUCAAUACAGAUUACAUAAAAAAUACUAUAAAGCAAUGCAAACAGUAAAACUAUAAUAAUCUUUACACUUAUGAUUGUAAAUAUGGUUAUAAACGAAUAUUUUAUAAAUCUUUUAUAAAUUGCAGCCGAUAAUAUAAAAUCGAAUUUUAGUUUUAACUGUGUACAAAUGUAAUGAUUGUUUUAUACCACAUGCAGUAUUUAUUACAAGUAAAUAUAAAUCUAUGGGCAUCUUAAUAUUUUGAUGUUGCACAUUAACAUUUUAAUUUAUGUAAUUUUUGUGGAUGUAAGUGCAUCAAUGGGCUUGUUAAAAAAAUGAAAUUGUCUUUGGAAAUUGUUGGUAAAGGUUUACUAUUUUAGAAUUAAAUUUAAGUUUGGUCUUAUUACAUUUCCAAUUUAAAAAGUGAACAAAUAAAAUACAAGCUUUGUGUU